AUGGUACUGCUGAAAGCGAUCUGCCACGCCGCUGGGCAGCUGGGGGAUCUUUGGGGGUUGGGUGAUGCUGUUCGAUGGAAACAAAUGGAGAAGGUGAAUAUCAAAGGCAGCCCGGAUCGCUUCAACUUCUACUGCCCAAUCCAUGACGCUGCCUACUUGGGGCAGAAAGAUGCAGUGCUAUGGCUGCUUCGACACAAAGCUCAAGCUGAUGCGCAGAACAAGGAUGGAUGCACACCCUUGCACUUCAUCGCACUCAUCGGAGGCCGUGGGAGUUUGAUGGAUUCCGAUGUUCAAGAAGUGGUCACGGAAUUGCUGGAGCACAAAGCCAAUUUGGACGCGCGGUCCUUCUCGGCUAAGUCACCGUAUCCAUGUGAUCCGUUCCUUCAGCAGAAGAUUCCUUUGGAGAUUGCCGCAGAGACUCAGUAUCCCAAGGAUUUGAUGUAUCUGAUGGCAGCUUCUUACCAGUCAACGAGACUGGACGUUCCGCGAGCCUUUGCGGAUAUACGACUGCUGUCAAACUGCAACAUGAAGGUUGCAGAAGUUUUUGCGCAUGAUUUGGUUGCGCGGGCGAAGAAUGAUCAGCAUAUGCGGGACAUGAUCAUUAAGGAAGCACAAAUGAGCGGAGCAGUGGAUCGCAUUGCAGCCCUGCUCUAUAUGGUGCCAAGCGCUGGAGCUGCCCUCCUGGACAUGCUGACAGUGCCACCCAUAGUACAAGAUGCUGCAAAGCAUCCCUUGCCCUCACGUGCAGCAUUACACACUGGGCCUGUCCGCUGCACCUACCAGCCCGACGUGGUAAAGCGGCGGCAAUUGACGUGGCCGCAGUGGGAGUAUGAUGCCGAUAAUCAGGUGUACAAGGAGUGGCACUCAGCCUUCGUCCCACCCCGGGUUGGUGGUGUGCGGCAAGACAACGUCUAUGAUGUAGAUGUGAAGGUGGUUUUGCUUCCAAACUUGUUGGAUGUCGACAUCUUUAUGGCGCUGACUCGUACCUGGGAGACCGACAACCACGUCUUUGCCAAGCUGCCCAUCCAGGGCGCCAUCUACUGCCUGUGGGACAAGUUGGUUUGGCCUAUCUUCGCUUCAUCAUGGCUUUUCAUGGGUGUAGAACUUGCCGUUUUGUUACGAUGGGGAUUGCAGACCAGCGAGGCCGAGAAAGCCAGCAACUCUCUGCAAAAUCUUCAUUUGUAUUGGUCGAUCCUUCUUGCAGGUGCAGAAAUCUUUGUGGCAUCCGCAUCCUGGCCAAAAAAACGCGAGAUGGAAGUGUUUGAUGCGUCUUGUCGCCUUCUGCUGGUGAUGCCUUGCGUUUGUGACUCCUUCUUCUCAAACCCUGAUCCAGUGAUGUCAGAGUGGGAGCAGGGACUUCUGGCCAUCAACACCUUCGCUCAGGGGUUUGCAGUGACCUACAUGUUGCGGCUGCUACAUCGCUUCAAAAGGAUCUUGGCUAUUUUUAAAACCUUCUUCAGCCGCACCAUUCUGGAGAUGCUCCUGAUCGCAGUCCCCUGGUCCGCCUCUUUCUCCUUCGCCUUCCUGACCUUGAUCCGAAGGGAACAUGCUGCUUGGACUGUGACCUAUCUCUAUCGAGGCCUCAUGUUUGGGGACGGCGAUGGCCUUGACCGUAUGGGUCUCAUGCUGGGAGGAAGUGAUGAGGACAACAAAGCGGCGCUAGUCCUAUUUAUGGUGUGCGGCACAAUACUGUUCAACGUCACCAUCCUAAAUUUGGUCAUUGCCAUCUAUGGCAACGAGUACGAGCAGGUCAAUGCUGAGACGGAGCUACAUUUUAUGAAAGAGCGAGCCAAAUAUUGUUUGAUCUACGUCGAAAUGUUGCACAAACAGCGCCUUUUGCACAUUGUUCAAGAAAUUGCAGAAGUGAGCAGUAUGGAGCAAGUGCCCAUGUUUACCAAACUGGUGCUGCUCCUUACGCAAUCUCUUCUCCAAAUCUUAGAGCUGCAGAAGAAACUGAUUAGUUUAUUGCAACCUCUGCGUCGGUAUCAGAUCAUCACAGCUGUCCUGUUGGUGGCGAUUGCAGCGCUACCCUGGAUUUGCAGCUUGCUGUACCGAGUGCUGAACGCGUUGCCUAUCACCAGUGCAUUCCUGCUCUCCACGGCGCAGAUUGCGUGGCAGGCCAUGUUGAUCCAAGCCGAUUGGUUUCAACCCGAUGCGCCCGAGUUGGCGCCCGGCAUUGCUGUGGCGCAGACCAACGGUGACUUGGAGGGUAUCGUCGAAGGACCUGCUGAAGGUGGCAAAUGGACGGUGAAAAGUCGAGAUGGGUUUCUUGGCCAAAUCACCAUGUUGUGUCUCAGGAACAGCAGGAUUGAGUUGAGCUUCUGCAGUUCUUCUGGAAAACAACAGGUUUGGGGAAUCUUGGGAUCCCUUCGUAAAAAGGGAAACCAUCUUCUCAUGAUGGCCUUGAAUUGCAUGAUUGGAGCACUGCAAUUUACAUUACAUGCAAUGCAGUAA
This is a messenger RNA of Cladocopium goreaui, 2454 nucleotides long. The record is from the annotation of a GenBank genome assembly. NCBI's taxonomy places the organism in Eukaryota, Dinophyceae, Suessiales, Symbiodiniaceae.